Messenger RNA from Phytophthora nicotianae INRA-310, 2941 nucleotides. RefSeq lists its product as hypothetical. The transcript has 9 exons. Gene Ontology annotation, cellular component: cytoplasmic vesicle. Gene Ontology annotation, biological process: regulation of Rab protein signal transduction. NCBI's taxonomy places the organism in Eukaryota, Oomycota, Peronosporomycetes, Peronosporales, Peronosporaceae. Bases 463 to 2904 code for a protein of 813 amino acids. The record is from RefSeq and is a predicted model, not a curated record.
UGUCGUAGGUCAAGUACUACUGUAAUCGUAGAUUUGACAUGGAUCUGACGCUCGACGCCGUGGCUAAGGACGCCUUCCGCCGCGAUUUCUUCCUGCGAUGCUUUACGGAGCGAGAGGCGCAGGCGCUGGAGCUGCGCUUCGCCUUCCUGCACCGCGUCCGCCAGUACAAGCGGCUCGUGGGGCGGCGCGAUCUUCUCCCUCGUGCCGUAAGUAGCCAAAUAGCACUUUAUGAAUACUAUACUACUCGAAAAGUUUAAUACUUCAGGUGUUCCCCUGUAUUACUUCUAAACGUACCAGGCCAAGGAAAUCGUGGCCUCAUACUUGCAGCAAGUGGAGUCAACCAACCAAUUGCUGCUUCCUCCGUCGGCUGAACCUCUUCGAAGUCGUGUACUCAAUGCAGUGGCUGCAGGUUACUGUCCAUUAGAUCUUUUCAACGGGUUGGAGACGCUCGUGCGGGACCACAUGACUCGUGACGCUUUUCCACAGUUCCUUCGCAGCAGGGAGUACACAGAACUGUGUGACGAGCUGAGAUCGAGACGAGAACUUCCACUUGCUGAGGUGCUGGUGGACUCAAGACGCACUCAAUUCCUUAUGAAAUUCUUAACCAAGAAUUUCCCGGGAGACGAAGGAAACAUAUACUUCUGGGUGCACGUACAGACGAGAUUUCUACCGUUGAUCCAGACGACACUAUUUUCUGUAGCUCUCUUUGAAGAAGUGCAGCGUCACGUGCGUCAUGUAUUCAACCGGUACUUAGUAGGGGAGACGGAUACAGGAGAAGGGGCUGGAAGUGCAGCCACUAGAGUCCCAGAAACUGUACGACGAGCCACGCUGCAACAGAUCAUGAAGCUGCAAAGUGAGCCAUUUUCUCCACCUCGUUAUGCGAAUUUAUUUCGUACUGCACAGGACUGUGUCUGGGAAUGGCUACAGACUGAGGUUUACCCGAAGUUCCGAGCCUCUAGUUUGUAUGUGAUGCUGGUUGUGGAAACGGAGGAUCUGGAGACUGAUCAACAGCUACGGCGGCUUAGUGAACAUGUGCAAGCGACUGCGAAGAAAAGUGCUACAGUACGACAAGAAAGACAGAGUGAAACGAUACUCAGGGUAUCGUCGAGGAAGAGUGAGGUGCAACUCAAAGCCAACGCCGUGCUCGUUCCUAUCAAGCAGCCAUCGACGCAGAAUCUGUGGGGACAGGGAGCAGAAAGUAAUCGUCACAGUUUCGACCGUGUGCUGACGGUACCACAGCUAGCACAAAACGGAAUCCAUAGUGUUUCUGUUGUCUCGAUGGGGUCCAGUGAAAUUGUUUUCGAGCUGUUUUGUACCGGGGAUCAGUAUGAAGCAGCUGCAGAGACACAUCCGACGCACCUGCAUUUCUGGCGGAAGAAUACCGUGAUAACACCAAAUGGGAAUGCUCUGUCUCCGUCUGGGCGUCCUCUUUCGCCAACUGUCCCGAAGCCUUCAUUCCAUUUCUUUGUUCUGCCGAAGGAUGAUAUUCGUGAUUGCAGCGAAGUGGUCACUACUCGGUAUUUGUUCGGAGUCUGUCUUACGUUGUGGAGACAGAAGUCAGUACCUGAGAAGCCACACACUUCAACUGUUGAUGAUGGCACCACCAGUCCGACAAAUGCCAUCUCAAAAGGGCCUUGUACCGCUGCUCAAUCUUACCCGCAAUUCUUUACUGUUUUGACUACUGAGCCAAUGCAGAAGAGCAGUCGCAGACUGCUAUUCCAGUUAGCAUCGAUUGGCCUGAAAGACUUAACAGUUGAUACCGUGUCCCGGGUAGUGACUUCAAGUUUUGAGUCAUCAAGCAACACUCCGCAACUUUUGAGUGCAAGAUUCGGUGGUUUUAGCUUGCAGUCAAAUCUACGCCAGGUCGACAUACCCUUGAGUUCUGUCUUCAAGGAAAUCUCUUCGCAGACUUUUAUCAGUAUUCUAGCUUCUAUUCUUGUUGGCAAAUCCAUUAUUCUUGUGUCAGAACGCUCUACAGCUCUCGUAUCGGUCGCAGAAGCUGCUAGAGAACUACUCAAACCAUUUGAAUGGACGCAUUUCUACUUACCAUUUUGUCCGGUAGCAACAUCCUCCGAGUUGCGUGACAAUGGUCUUUUCUCCGAAGUCAACACGUCUCCAUUUUUUCUUGGAUGUGAAGGCGUGCUCUCUUACCAGAAGAAGGAUUCUGCCACGGAUCAGCGGUUCCGGAUCCGGAACAGCUUGUAUACCACCCACAAGGUCUCUCUCCAUCUCCAAGCUCCAUCUACUGCAGAACCAAAUGAAUAUCCGCCAGAGCUUCUGCAGACAGCAGCAAUCGUCAUUGACAUCGACUCGGAUGAUAUUUACGUUCCCGAAAAAGUGGAAAUUCCUGAACUCCCACAAUCGAUUCUUCGAUCGCUAGAAAACAUGCUAAGCACAGCGCUUCACAGCUUUCGAAUCACUCACGCAGAUUCGCAUCUCUUCGGCUCAAGUAAAACUCCCAGCUUUAUUGAAGAAAUGCUUGAUCAGUCCAAGAAGUCCAGUCAGUCUGACGACCCAAGUGCACCAACCCAAUUCGAAUCGAUCGAACUCUCUCUGGACGAUAGAGCGCGACUCGCGCUGUUGUGGUUCCUAGAGGCUCUAUUCGGCGACGUCGUGUACUACUUCUGCUCGCUCCACCAGAAUUUCACAGUGGAAACUCAAUCACCUUCAGCCGAUAUCGAUGAAUUCCUCCUGUUUGAAGUUGAUUCAUUUCUGGACGCCCACAUCGAGCUCGGAUGCCGCGAUUUCUUCCGCCAGUGCUUCCACACCGAGCUCUUCCGGAACUUCAUACUUGCCCAACACAUGCAAUUUGCGUUUACAAAUGCCGGUGUAGCUCUUGAAUCGAGCGAAUCGUCGCUGGAACACGAAACACUGCGAGAGGCUUUGCCGGACGCGUUUAUCUAAGCCGACCGUAAUAUACAGCGUCGUAUGCUACUGUGGU